Molecule: messenger RNA, 1517 nt
Organism: Labrus bergylta (ballan wrasse)
Lineage: Eukaryota; Metazoa; Chordata; Actinopteri; Labriformes; Labridae
Gene: rdh12l
Product: retinol dehydrogenase 12, like
Source: RefSeq, a predicted model, not a curated record
AUUUACUGACACUUCCGCAUUUCUCACCGACGCUCUUUAAUAAUCAAGCUCGCUGGCUGAACCUGAGAUUAAAGAUUUGUUUUCAGGUGUUGUGUUAAACUACCGAUAUUAAAGUGAGAUGCAGGGCUUAAGAAAUGUGUUCCGGUGCGCCUGGUCCUCUGCUGAGAGGCUGGAUGGGAAAACUGUGGUCAUCACUGGUGCCAACACGGGGAUUGGUAAAGAGACAGCCAUAGACCUGGCGAAGAGAGGGGCAAAGGUCAUCAUGGCGUGCCGGGAUGCAGAGAGAGGGCAGGCGGCUGUGAAGGAAGUCGUCGAGGGCUCAGGGAACCAAAAUAUCGUUUUCAUGAAACUGGACUUGGCGGACUCCAAGUCCAUCAGAGAGUUUGCUGAAGCCGUCAACAAAGACGAGCCAAAGCUGGACAUCCUCAUCAACAACGCUGGUGUGAUGGUCUGUCCUUAUGGGAAGACGGCAGAUGGAUUUGAGAUGCAGUUCGGUGUCAAUCAUCUGGGUCACUUCUUGUUGACAUAUCUGCUGCUUGACCUGAUCAAGAAGUCAGCACCAGCCAGGAUCAUCACUGUUUCCUCCUUGGCUCACAGCUGGGGCUCCAUGAAACUCGAUGACCUCAACAGCGAGAAGAAAUACGACAAGAACGCUGCGUACUCUCAGAGCAAGCUCGCCAACGUCCUCUUCAGCCACUCCCUGGCCAAGCGACUAGAAGGCACAGGUGUCACGACAUAUUCCCUCCAUCCCGGAGUCGUCAAGACGGAUUUAUGGCGUCAUCUGAAUGGCCCUCAGCAGGUUCUCAUGAAGAUGGCCAGUCCUUUCACCAAAAACUCGUCCCAGGGUGCUCAGACGUCCAUCUACUGUGCGGUGGAGCCAUCACUGGAGAAAGAGAGCGGUGGAUACUACAGCGACUGCGCUCCUGCUAAAUGCUCAUCAGAGGGCAAAGACGACGUGGUGGCACAGAAGUUGUGGGAGUUGAGCUGCCAGUUGCUGUCGAUAACUUGGGAAUGAGGCGGCCUGCAUGAAAUACACAAUGCUUCACUCAACAGAUGGCGGAAUGUCUUUACUUACUGAUGCAGUAAAUCUUCUUUUCUAAGAAUUAAUGUGAACUAUUAACACAUUUAGAACCAACAUACUAACAAAGUAUACAUAUAUAUGUGAAACUUUACAACUCCGAUUGAGAGAUAAUCUGAAUCAAACACUUUUCUAUCUAUUUGUCUGAAUGCUUUGUGGUGGAUUUUUAGGUAUAAUUGUGGAAUCACUCUGAGAAAAAGAUUUUGUAAUGAGUUAGACUAGAGUUAUGUACAUGGUAAAUGUCUCCAAUGUCGGUAUAUUUUCUUAUUAAGUAUUACUUAAAGAACCAAGUUGGCACCAGCUGCCCCUCCUCCAGAGAAACCUUAGGACCUAACCUCCUUUUUGAACUACAGAAAUAAAUACUACCUUGAAUAACUUUAUUACCACCGUGUGAUCUCCGGUUGACUCCGGUUGAAGUCAAUAAAACAAAGAAAACCAA